Molecule: messenger RNA, 261 nt
Organism: Ilex paraguariensis (yerba mate)
Lineage: Eukaryota; Viridiplantae; Streptophyta; Magnoliopsida; Aquifoliales; Aquifoliaceae
Source: the annotation of a GenBank genome assembly
AUGCCAUCUGAUGCUACAAAUCCUAAUGUACGAACAUCACUGGGAUCUGCUACCUAUGCUCCCGAAAAGGAUGCCUCGGUAUGGAAGAUUAAAGCUUUUCCUGGAAAUAAGGAGUACAUGUUGAGGGCAGAAUUUAAACUGCCUAGUGUAACAUCGGAAGAAGCAGCUUCUGACAGAAAAGCUCCUAUCCGCGUGAAGUUUGAGAUACCAUAUUUUACCGUCUCAGGAAUUCAGAUUAGACCACAGUUCAUUUCAAGGUAA